AUUUCUUCCCCGUCUCGGCCUGUGCCAUAGUGUUGGUUGCUUGGAACACCUUUCUCUUUCAUUUGACGUGCCCUAGGAGCUGCUAGAGCAAAGCAAGAGCGGCGCGGGAAAAUCCACUUGGCAGUGGUUUUCUGAAAUGAACGCUCUAUUCGCACAUCGUCCUAUGAGCCAAGCGCUGCAUUACGGGAUCGACAGCAAUGAGCCGGACGAAAGUGAAGACUCCCGAGCCGACACCUGCGCAAGUGAACCUGAUGACGACGCCGAAACGCUCCGAAGUACACAGUCCUCCCCAGAAGCCAGCUGUUCACAGCCACCAAGGAAGCGCACCAGACACAGCAAGCACUCGGGGCUGCGUGAACUGUUCGCUGAUCAGCAAAGCAGAAGUGCCGAGCUCCUAAGACAGAUACACAGACAUGAUAUUUCAACAGCAGCGGCAGCUUUCACAGGAGGAACGGAAUAACAUGGAUCAAUUCAUGGCAAACAUUACAACCUCCUUCCUUCAAGGCACUCAAGCCCUUUUGUCACAAGUGUUCAGCCAGCAGAUGCAAAUCACAGGCCACCAGCCAGCAGUGUUCAGCUUUCCUGCACAAGGACCUUUCGUCACAACAGGGGUGGCCUCCAAUAUCGCAAGCUUCCAACCAUGUCAACCAUCAAACUCGACGCAAGAUAUACCAGCGCAACCAAACUUUCCUGGCUCAACCACAUCAAGGUCGCCUCACUCAUAGGUGACUCAUAUG
This is a messenger RNA of Dermacentor silvarum, 737 nucleotides long. RefSeq lists its product as uncharacterized. Bases 137 to 460 code for a protein of 107 amino acids. Lineage: Eukaryota; Metazoa; Arthropoda; Arachnida; Ixodida; Ixodidae. The record is from RefSeq and is a predicted model, not a curated record. The transcript has 3 exons.